UUAAUACUAUGAGUUCUGCCCUCUUGGCGCAGCGACCGAAGCAAAGGACAAAUUCCGCACUACGAGUGGAUGUUCCAUAUAAACGUCUGUUGGAGCUGCCUACUGCUCUCACAUGAAGACACGCCGCGGUGCUCGCACGUCCUCUGCGCUUUAAUUUGAUCCAAAAAGAGGCCUAGCUAGCUGGAAGAAAGAGGACUCGAACCAGACAGCAGACAGAGAGAACUGCGGGCCCACUGGCGUUCGAAUCCUGUAAGACUCGCCCCACCGCUGGGUCCUCGUCGUGGUUUUGUCCCAUCUACUACGUGUACAUCCUCACAGAGGAUAACAUCCACGGGAAGACACGGGACAGCAACCCGCGUUUGCUCCUCUGCCGCAGCCCGGGGGUGUGCUGCCUGGCAGAGCAUGCUAAAUAAUGAGCCAAAGGGACACACUGGUUCAUUUGUUCGCUGGGGGAUGCGGGGGUACGGUGGGAGCCAUUUUGACGUGUCCUCUGGAAGUGGUGAAGACCAGACUGCAGUCAUCUUCUGUCACUCUUUACAUUUCUGAAGUCCAGCUCAGCACUGUAAACGGAGCUGGUGUGGCCCGUGUCGCUCCACCUGGACCUUUGCAUUGUCUCAAAUUAAUCUUUGAGAGGGAGGGAUUGCGGUCACUCUUUAGAGGACUUGGACCCAACCUUGUGGGUGUGGCACCUUCCAGGGCAAUCUACUUUGCUGCCUAUUCAACAGCCAAGGAGAAGCUGAAUGGCGUGCUGGAGCCAGACUCCACCCAGGUGCACAUGGUGUCUGCUGGCAUGGCAGGGUUCACCGCCAUCACAGCCACUAAUCCCAUAUGGCUGAUAAAGACUCGCAUGCAGCUGGACUCCAGGAACCGGGGUGAACGCCGCUUGAACGCGUUUGAGUGUGUUCGGCGGGUGUACCAGAUGGAAGGCUUGCGGGGUUUUUACAAGGGCAUGUCUGCGUCGUACGCCGGCAUCUCUGAGACGGUCAUCCAUUUUGUCAUCUAUGAGAGCAUCAAACGCAAGCUGCUGCAGUCGAGGGCACAAACUAGCAUGGAGGGCGAGGAGGAGUCUGUCAAAGAUGCUUCAGACUUUGUUGGGAUGAUGCUCGCUGCUGCCACUUCCAAGACCUGUGCAACGACCAUUGCAUACCCCCAUGAGGUGAUCCGCACACGGCUACGAGAAGAGGGCAGCAAGUACCGCUCUUUUUUCCAAACUCUGCUGACAGUACCAAAAGAGGAAGGAUACCGUGCGCUGUACCGCGGCCUCACUACGCACCUCGUUAGACAGAUUCCUAACACGGCCAUCAUGAUGUGCACCUAUGAAGUGGUGGUCUACCUGUUGGGCCGUUAGGCUUCUCUCCUUCCACUGUGAACAGACUCAUCAUGUUCGCCUUUGGCGAGGACAAAAUGAAGACCAAAGGAAGAAGCUGAGGUGGACCAGCAAAGUACAAACACAAAAAUAUGAAAAGGACAGAAGGAAGCCCUUUGUUACCAUAGCGACCUCUAGUUCCCGUCAUUAGCUUGCCUGAAGAGAUAAGCUGCUGAAGGUCGCCGUGGAGGUGAUAUGCGUUGGAUUAGAGAUGUGUUGCUGGCAAAAAGUCACCAGUUAAACAUAAGAAAAAGAUAAUACGCACAGAUCAGUGGCCUUAACUUCCUUGCUAUGGGUGAUGAGUGAAUUGCUGCUUUUCAUUCGAAUAUAUAGAGAAAGUUUGGAAAGGGGAAUGCUGGAGAACUGCUGCAUUUGACAGGAAGGAUGAUAACAAAAUAUAGUUCUCAUUUGAAUUUUUUAAUUAUUAAAUUCAAAUAGGCACUAUUUGCACUUGUUGAGUUUAAGAGACUCGUGUUUAGGAAUGUUUGUCCAAGGCAGAAUGGAUGGAUGAAUAUAUUACUUUUAUCAAGUCCCUCAUUCCCCUUUUCUUUACACGUCAUACUAAGCCGUUCCCCUCUUAGCGUUGGACCCCCCCACAGAAGGCAAUGUGAUGCAGGGGAUGCCAAAUACCAGCUGGAGGUGGCCUGUCACUCAAACAGAGGACAGCACGAAAGAUUAGAGGCAGAAUCUGGAUUUGUUUUGCCUCCAUGAUCCAGUGCCUGACACUGACAAGCUUUGGAAGCGGAUGUCAUUUGUGUCUUUGGGCAGAACAAAAGUAAGAUCAGAAAUCAAGGGCAUGUUCAUCCUGAUACCGCUAAGUGUUUGAUGCGAUGUGAUUUGCGCGGCUAUGUAGAAGUAUCACCAUGAAGUACCAGGUCACUACCUGAAUAUAAUUGGGGGAGAAUUGUUCAUCACCUUAUAUUUGUAUGUGUUGAUGUAUCUACCAUUUUACCAUGCAUCUACAAAUGCAUGUAUAAGAAAUUACUACUAAAGGUUUCCCUCCCCAACACUAGCUUUUAAUUGUGCAAGACACUGCGACCGGGAGUGUGGAAAGAGCUCCUGUGUGCUAUCCACAGGCGUCAUUCCUGCUGCCGUGCAAGUUCUUCCCUCCUUUGGCUUUUAUUGCCUGGAUAAUAACAUGCACUUUUGUGGCCUUUUCUCAGGCUUGUGCUUUGCAUUUUAUUGUGUGGACAGUUUAGUUGUGUAUAUUGUAAAAGAAGAAAAACGUAUAUUAAAAUUGUAUUUUGCGCUACUGUUCUUAUAGCAAAUAUAUUGUACAGUAUUGAGUUCUCAGUAGUUGUGAAUCAUGUCCUGUGUGUAUGUGUGUGUGUAUAUAAUACGGAUACUGUAUAUGCAUAUCAUUGUUUAUCUUUCCCUGUCCUGACGUUUUAUUUUCAUUUUUGUGCAAUUGAACCUUAUUUUGAUGUGACCUGGAUUGUGUCUGACUGGGCUUAUUCUUAUAAUACUUCACGCUGCAGGACAAUACCUUACUUCACAUAUUUGUCCCCAUGCUUCGGCGGAUUUUUUUUUUUUUCUGUUGCGGUUUUGAGUGUUUUCUGCAGUUUUGAAUGUUGUCAUUGUGCUGUUUACAGUAUUUUGGAUUCAUACUGUCAUGAGUUUCCAGCAUAUUUGCAAGUGUUAUAAUGUGAGUGUUCAAAACGUAUAACUGAAUCGAGGACUGUUAGCUUUAGAUACCUUUUCUUAAAGAGGAUUGUUGGUAAUUAACCAGAGAUGUUCCCAUUAGGUUAUUACAAAGUAGACAUGCAUGUCUUAGUUAAGUAAACCUUCUGAGUUUAUAUACUCUGCAAAUAGAUUUUACCAAUUUUCUUAAAGAAUACAAAAACUGCACAAACUGCAUACUGUUCUUUUUGAACACUUAAAUUUUUCAUUUGUUGCAGUAUUAUUACAGGGGCAAGCCAAGGCCUGUGCUGUCACUGGGAAUUGUUAUUGAUUUCCUCUUGCCACUGACACAAUAUUUGCGGUCUUUAAGAAACAAAGCAAAUUAAUUUUUAUAUUUUCCUUUAACAAAUCAAUAGCUUUUAAGUCUAGUGUUUGGUUGUAGUUUAUACUUGAGGUCAAUUCGCCAAAACUGUGACAUGUACAAAGAACUGGACAAACACUGAUUUCUUUUAGCGCUCAAUGUUUGCAAUUGAGUAACUUAAUGUAUGUAUGACCAGUACGCUGAAAAUGUUGUUUUUUGCCAGCUCAAUCACUAUUUUCAUUUGUUAUUAAAACCAGAAUUAAAUAAAACGAUUGUAACUUGAAAAAUGAAAUUCCUGCAGUUUGUCUGGUUUUAUUGUUGAACGUGUGGCAUAAUGUUGAAAUGUUUUUGUACCUACCGCGUACUACCGAUAGGUGGUGCCAGAGUGCUUCUAAUAAGACGCACUUGAGAAAGCGUUCCAUUGUUGACCCGAAGUCGAUUUUUAAGUUUUCAAUGAGUUGUUUAGCACACAAACAGUUUUUAGAUUGUUGAAUGUGUAUGGACUAUGGAAGAUUGUAUUUAUUGUAACACCUCACUCAUGGCUAAGACUAAACGCUUUUAUGAAUAAA
This is a messenger RNA of Dunckerocampus dactyliophorus (ringed pipefish), 3916 nucleotides long. RefSeq names its product solute carrier family 25 member 36-A-like. Gene Ontology annotation, cellular component: mitochondrion. NCBI's taxonomy places the organism in Eukaryota, Metazoa, Chordata, Actinopteri, Syngnathiformes, Syngnathidae. Gene Ontology annotation, biological process: pyrimidine nucleotide import into mitochondrion. The transcript is spliced from 7 exons. The record is from RefSeq and is a predicted model, not a curated record. The coding region runs from base 413 to 1348 and encodes 311 amino acids. Gene Ontology annotation, molecular function: pyrimidine nucleotide transmembrane transporter activity.